Molecule: messenger RNA, 2435 nt
Organism: Sclerotinia trifoliorum
Lineage: Eukaryota; Fungi; Ascomycota; Leotiomycetes; Helotiales; Sclerotiniaceae
Source: the annotation of a GenBank genome assembly
CCGAGGUAUAGCGGUACGAGUAUGCCUGUGAUAGUGACAUCACGCAGCAUCAACAAGACUUGAACAAGCUUUCGAAUCCAAUCGUAUAAAGAAAGAUACAUGCUCGAUGGCACCUUCACUGUCAUAAGAUUACAUUAUCGUCUUUACUGAUAUACAUAGAGGUCCAAAAUGCCUCACAUGAAAUGGUGAGAUCGGAACUUCAGUUGAAACGUUCCUUGACAUAUGCAUGGCUUCUAAUGCUGUUAUAGGCCACCUCAAAUAAAAAACAUUCAGGUCUUCGGCGAAGUCACAGACAGUAUGUCAAUAUCUCAAUAUCUCCAAAAUCUCCAGAUCAUAUUCAAAUCCUCAUCAAUUAGUUUCUGGCCGUAGAUAUCCUCGUGACAUAGGUCGACCUGUUUACAUUGGAGGCAACACCUACUACCUCUUUGGUGACACUUUCUGCCACAAUUCCUCAAACCAUUUCGUCGGAGUUUCCAACAACACCAUUGCCUACGUACCAGACCCCGAGAAUGAUCCAUUGACCUGUACAUAUAUGCACGACGAUGCACAUCAACCCUCAUUUAUUCCCCAUACACCUAGUGAAGAUGAGUAUGAGAAGGAUCCAACGAAUAAAGAAAAGAUUAACAGGGUUGUCAAUUGGGCUUUUGGAGGCAUCAUUGAAGAAUUCCCAGGGUCGAGGGAUGGAUGGGUAUUUUACGAAAAAAUGCUUACGGUGAGUUCUUUCAAUUAAAAUGGGAAUUGCUCAUGGAGAAUAAUUUGACUGACAAGAUAUAAAGCAUGGGUCUACGGCUGGCAAGAGAUUUGGUGAAGGUGUUGCUCGUGUGCAAGUUCAACCUGACAAUUCUUUGAAAGUGGACCGAUUGAUGGUGAGUUAUUUAUUUUCCGAAUUUUCUGCUGAAAAUAUGAUGGCCAAUUUGUUAGGAGCCUUGGAUUAAGAAGCUCUUUCCGUCUCUUGACAUUCGCCCUUGAGGCUUUAUUCCGAGAUGAAUCACUCACAAAUGUAGGGCGACAAUAUCCUAUUCGGAGAGAACGAGCCACAAUUUGGCAUAACCACUCACGUAGUUGGAGAUGAUGGCUAUAUCUAUCUUUUAGGUGCCAAAGAUGCACCAUCACCAACCCUUGAUCUGAAGAACCAUUGGGCUCGCAUCCGGUCGGGUUCUGAUUUUACCUUGCGAGAAAAUUAUGAAUUUCUCAUUCAUACUCUCGAUGGGAAGAGCAAAGUAUGGGAUCGCUCAUACUCACUUCAUCAACUAGUCAACGUGAUUCCAGUUCAAGCACAAGGAGCAAUAAUCAAAGUUCCAGAGCUAGCACCAAAAGGACGACCAUAUCUUUGGUUUGGUAACAACAAAUUUCCAGCCAAUAAGAUAUAUAUUGCAUGUGCGCCACAACUUGAAGGACCAUGGGAAGAAUGGGAAGGACCUGAGAUUCCUGCAUUUGGCGGAGGUGGCCUAAGAUAUACUUUAUAUCCUCAUGAGAAAAAUUGCCAACCUGUGAUGGGGGAAAUGAGAAUUAGUUGGAGCGAUGACAAACAGAUGGGUGGAAUGGUUAUACAAGCUAUGUUAAAGUUUGCUAUGGAGGGAGAGGAUGAAGAUGGCCAAAAUAUUGGACCAGUACGGAAGUCUAGUGGCGGCUGGAAGAAUAAAGCAAAGGGGUUUUUAAACUCGCUCAGUUAGAGCAACUCAAAUGGCUCACUACUUGCUUAUCUUUCGAUCUUACAGAUCACUUUGGUCAACUCUUUGAAGUUACCUCGAAGCCUCCCAACUGCUGAGAAUUCCUUUGACAUUAAUUUAUGUUCGGUAGUGUGAAAUAUGCUGCUAGUUGCACAGAAAAGUUACCUGGCUUAGUUUUAGGUGUUUUUCACCGGGAAAAAAGAGUUUACUCGAUGUAACAAAUCAAAGCAAGAGAUUUAACACGUCCAAUCGGUGGUUGAUCUAACUGAAGAAACCUCUCAACGUCUCGAAAAUCUUAGAGAAAAAUAUGGUGAGGCCAAUAUUGGUGAACACCUACUCAUAGUGACCGAUUUCAAGUUCAAGUCAGAGCACAUGGGAUGGUCCAGAUAAUCCUCAAGAUCCUUACAAUUGGCCAUCGUGGCGCAAGAUUAUAACUGACUUCAUAUUUUCCCUAGGUCAGCUAGUGACUUUCAUAUCAGCUAGUAUGAUUGGAGCUGCCCUCGGAAACAUCUCUCGCGACCUCCACAUCAACAACUAUACUACUCGAAUUAUAUUCUCUACUUAUUUUCUUGGUCUAGCCAUCGACACCUUCUUUGCUGCAGGUUUCUUUAAAAUUAACGGCCGAAAAGGCAUAUGGUUAUUUUGCAAUGCAUUGUACAUUUUGUGGAAUGUUCAUUGUCUUUUAGGUAACUCACAGGCUUUGAUGAUUAGGGAUAGACUCAUGAUGGGAAUAGGUGCUAGCGGUGGUAUCACAGUAUGUAUUAG